Molecule: messenger RNA, 2475 nt
Organism: Babesia ovata
Lineage: Eukaryota; Apicomplexa; Aconoidasida; Piroplasmida; Babesiidae
Exons: 3
Coding region: 1-2475 (824 amino acids)
Source: RefSeq, a predicted model, not a curated record
AUGAAGGGGAAAAAACCAGACAGCAAGAUCAAUGGUCGCGGCAUCCGUCGCGGCUGCGAGGCCGCGAUGGUCAAGCUGGAGAAUUUGUACUUCCACGAGUUUGAUAAUGAAGCAGCAAAUCUGGGAGUGCGUCGUAUACAGCGUGUUGCAGAUUCCAGACCUUCCAUGCGGUCGAACAUUUUCAUCCAGCCUGAACUGAUCAGCCGUUUGGACCCGUUUCGCAGGGUGUACAAUGAGGUGUGCCGCCCGCUUCUGCCGUGCCCGUCAGAGUCGCCUGGCGCAUUUUUGUCGGAGGAGACGCUGAGCUGCCAAGCUGAAGCAGCUGCCUCCAUAUGGAAGAUGGAGCCACGUUCCCCUUCUGCCACCGAACGGGCAAAGUCAUUAAACAACUGCGGCUACUUGAGUUAUAAGGGUGCGAUUCAGCAUUCGUCCCUCGUCGGGGCGGCCCAGCGGACACCGGUGCGCACGAGUUCGGAGCAAUCCGGUGGUACCAACUCAACGCCCUCCGGCAAGAAGGGCAGCCCUUCAAGCUCGCUGAAGGCGCUGUCGCACCGUCUGAAGGACAUUCUGAAGAGCGCUAUGACGGAUUCCGACUUGCGGUAUAUUAAGGGCGACGAGCUGAUGCUCGGAGGCGGCGCCCUGGAUGAGGUGGAGGUUUGCACGCCCAAACACCAAGACUCUAAGAACCAGCACACCGUCACCAAGGAUAGUGUGGAAAGCCCUCCUGAUCCCGUGACGCAUGGCAUGGGUUUCAAGGAACAACCGCAGACAACAUCUGGUACCGACGCUAGCGGUGAGGAUGGCUUCAUCGACGCUGUUUCCCUGAGCGCCUCGUCGGAGGAUGGUAUCGAUGGGGACCACACAACGAAGAACAAUGGGUCGGGUAUUGCAGAAUCGGGUAAUAUUGGCGGUAUUGCCAGCCCUGAUCGUCAGCGUGCCGCAAGUUCGGUAGCUGCUCCCGCUCAAAUCGCUUCCCUUGCUCAGAUUGAUGGCGCUGGCACCAGCCAGCGCUUGGCUGGAGAUGCACGUUCGCCGACAGCGAGUCCGUCUAUGGCACUCUACGGCCGCACGCCCAACUCUUUUAUGCGCUUCCAACUUUUACGGGACACUAUGAGGCGUCCCAGCGACGAUACGCCCGAGGGAAGCGACAUGUCCCUGGCUUCACCCGAGGCCCAGACCUGGGUUCCCAAAGUACCCAAUGAUAGGCGCCUGGACACACAACCGCCCGCCAAAUCGGCGUCGCAGAUGGAGGUGACGAAACGCCCCAGGGUACCCGUGCCUAGCCGGGAUGCCGUAUCGGACCCAAGCGAGUCCCGAAGGACUGACGUGCUGGCCCAUAGGCCCAACGACAACCGCGGAUCUGCCAUCAUAAACACGGGCUCCGACGUGCUCGAAAUGAGAUCCGCUCAUUUGAUCAACAAUGUAGUUGAGGUGAGGCCGUCUGGCCAAGGAGGGAUCCUUCAACAUCUACGGAAAUUAUCGCAUUCGCGCGAUAGCACCACUGGCGCUGCGUUGGAAAAUGCAGUCCCGACUGAGGAGGAACCUAGGAUAACGGGAAAACUGGUCGACAAGAAGCACUCGAUCGAGCUGCGUCGCAACGGCCUCUACCGCGAGUUCAUCGACAGCUACAACGAGAAGCGCAAAACCAAGUUCCUGAAGGGCAUCCGGAUCCCUUUGAAGAAAAAUGACACGCAGACGACGCUUCUCUUCGCCGACCUGCCGAAUACUGGUGGUCGCAAUCCGGGUUGCGGCAACACGCCUCCGCAUUCUGCCCCCUCGGACAGGCUCCCCGCACUAUCCACCGACGAUGAGUCCCCGCCCCUUCAUAGAAGCUACUACGCUCACCAGGGCUCUAGUAGCAGCGCGUAUGAACGUGACCACGGUGUGCGUGAGUACCACGACGUCUACCCGCCGGAUGAUGGUUACAGGCACGGGCCGUCGCUUGAACGGUACGAGGAUCCACGCGAUUACGGCCUGCCGAGGCCGAACCGCUGGUCGAGCGAAACUAUGUACGAGACGCAUAUGCAUCACAAUGAGGUAGAUUGGUACCACCAUCGUCCAGUCUCUCGGCAAGGCAGCGUCUCCUCCAUCACCGCGAGCGACGGUAACACGGUAGACCCGAUGUAUUCGAGCCACACGUAUCGCGACCGGUCAUUCGAGCGGAUUGAUGACUACGAGAGUCGUUCGGGCUGCACUAGGCGUUCGUAUCGGCCGAGCGAAUACAUGCGCGACGAUGGCCGUUACCACCACCGCAGCGCCGAGAUGAUCAUGAGCGCGCCUCAUCCGAGCUACCCCUCAGAGUACCGCGAGAGCUACGUUGGCUACCGUGAAAGCGACCGGUAUGCGCUAGAACACGACCGGCGUGACUACUACCAGACGGACUACCGGCAGAGGGAACGAGAGUACGACUACGCGUAUCGCCCUCGGCAUCGUGCGUACGAGACCGACGCCCCGCGUCACUACGGCCGCCGUUGA